CAAAACGUUUGCCGCCAAAUUAGUUUAUAACUGUUUUGAUUUUUGAUAGUUUUAUUUAUUGAAUUUACGUGUUGUUACUGAAAUAUAGCAGAUAUGGAAGAUUCUCCUCUGGAAGGAAGGAGUAGCAAGAGAAGUAAGACAUUCAAAGCUAAGGCUUCGGAAAAGUUCAAGCAGUUCAAGAGAGGCGUGAAAAAUAAGUAUGAGGUGGGCGAAGUGGAAAAUGUGUACGAAGUCGUCGAGGAAAAGCAGUAUAUUAAAGAAGUUAUGUCGAGAUGUGAUGAUGAUUGGAUUGUUGGUGAUUCCAGUGGGUAUAUCGAAGACGGUAGAGAUAUAUUUGAUGAUGACUUAGACGUGGAAUCCAUAGCUCAAGCUUCGACUAAAGGCAAAGGUGUUAAAAGAAAACACAAGAACGUUUCGGAAAAUGCUGGUAAGGGAAAAUUGCAGCAAAUGUUCUCAACCAUGCCAACUAAACAGAAAACGGCAGCUAAAGUCGAUGAUGACGAAAUGCUAUCGGAAAUCUUGGACGAAAUCGGUACUGGCACAGCAAAUAAGCCUACUGUCGAGAAACCUAAAAUAGACCAGUACUCUACACUAGCGAUUAACAUAUCAGCUAAGAAUUACAUGAAAAAUUUAUCGCAACCCGUUAAAAAACGAGCUGUUGAGAAAAAGGUACAGAAAAUACAACCCAGUGUACCCAAACGAUUUGAAAAUUUAAAAGAAAAACUACCCGAACCAGUUAAAAUUCAAGCUAAAGAAAAUGAAAAGAUUGAUCCUGAUAAAGUUAUCGAAAAAGAAACAAUGGAUCUUGAUAAAAACACCGAAGAAGAAAAGCUAGAUCUUGAUACAUCACACUUUGAUGAUGGUUUAGAUGAAACAUUACUUGAAGAAUUCAACGAAGAUCUAAAUAACACCGCCAGUGAAUCCCAAAUAACAGAAUCGGAAAUGAUCGGAGACGAUUUCGCAGGCGAUUUCGAUACAACACAAAUAGACGAAAUCGAAGAACAAAUUAACCUUGCUAGCGAACAACUAAUCAACGAUAUUCAAGCGGAAGUCGAGACUGAAUGGCAAUAUUUCAACAACGCCAACGAAAGCUUCAAAAUAGCGACGGGUUCCGAAGACGCUGAAUCUUCUUCAGCAAUUCCGGCUGAUACUCCGUUUGUGAAAGUCGACGGGAAAAAUGUGUUUAGGUUCUUCUGGUGGGACGCCUACGUGGAUCCGCAACACCAACAAGGAACCGUCUUCCUCUUCGGCAAAACCUACUGCGAAACCUCCAAGAAAUACGAAAGUUGCUGCGUAGCCGUAAAGAACAUAGAAAGAACGCUAUUUGUUUUACCCAGGCCUUUUGAACUAGAUGAGAACGGUAAACCCACCGAUAAACCGGUUACAUUUAAAACAGUCCACGAUGAAUUCAACAAUCGUAUAUUAAAGCGAACAGGCAUUACAUCUUUCAAAUCGAGAUUGAUCACGAAAAAAUACGCCUUCGACGCGAACAUACCGGCCGAAUCGGAAUAUUUAGAAGUCAGAUACCCCGCGUCAUUUCCGCGGAUCCUUUGCAACGAAGACCGCCAACACGACGACGACGAAUCCACCGACAACGACGAUCUCGGCUACGGCACUUUCUCGAAGAUAUUCGGCAUCAAAACGAACUUCUUGGAGUCCCUUUUCCUCGAACGCAAGAUCAAAGGGCCCUGUUGGAUCGACGUGUCCGAUCCCGAAGCGGCCGCCAAUCCGAUGAGUUUCUGCAAGUUCGAAGUGAACUGCCUGAAGCCCAACAACCUGAAAAUCACCCCGUUCGAGAAACCAGUUCCUCCGCCACCCCUCGUAGUCGCCACCAUAAACAUGAGGAACUGCAUCAAUCGAGCAUCUUCCAACCACGAAAUCGUCAUGUUAUCUUGCUUGGUGCAAAAUCGGUACGCUGUAAACAAACCGCCUCCGGAACCCGCUUUUCAACACCACUUUUGCGUAUUUAGCUGCCCGGGAGGACAAGUCUUGCCCCUCAACUUGUACGAUACUCUACAAAACUACAAGAUAACGAAAGUGCUGAAGACCGACAACGAAAAGGCCAUGCUGAAUUGCUUCAUCAACAACAUCGUGCAAAUCGACCCCGAUCUAAUAGUAGGCCACAACCUGCAAGGAUACCAAACCGCCAUCUUGGCAGACAGGUUGCUGAAAUUGAACUGCCGCGCUUUCAACAGGCUGGGCAGGCUGAAGAAAAGGGCAACGCAAGCCAAGCAAUUGGAGAGAACAUUGUUCUUGGGUCGGUUGGUUUGCGACGUAAAAAUAUCGGCGAAAGAGCUGAUAAAAUCCAGAUCGUACGAUUUGGACACGCUCUGUCAGGUCGUGUUGAAGUUGAAGGAGAACCAGCGGGUCGAUCUGGAGCCCGAGGAUGUGUUCAAGAUGUUCAAAACGUCGCAGGAUUUGAUCAAGUUGAUAUCGUUCACCAUGCAAGAUUCGGGCUAUAUUAUGAAAAUGAUGUACAAUCUGAACAUCGUACCGCUGGCUUUGCAAAUUACGAAUAUAGCGGGUAACGUGAUGUCCAGGACUUUGAUGGGAGGAAGAUCGGAGAGGAACGAGUUCCUGCUGUUGCACGCUUUCCACGAGAAAGGGUAUAUUCUACCGGAUAAAGUUUAUAGGAGUAAUGAAAACGAAUCGAAAGGGAGUUCUAAGAAGAAACCUACUUACUCCGGAGGUUUGGUAUUGGAGCCGAAAGUAGGCUUCUACGACAAGCUGAUACUCCUGAUGGAUUUCAAUUCUUUAUACCCCAGCAUAAUCCAAGAAUACAACAUUUGCUUCACCACGCUCCCCGUAAUGGACUCCGACGAAAAUUUAGUACUGCCCGACAGUAAUCUACCGCCCGGUAUACUCCCCACGGAAAUUCGAAAACUGGUCGAGAGCCGUCGCCAGGUGAAAUCCCUAAUGAAAAAACCGGACAUCUCCAAAGAACUGAAAUUGCAAUACGACAUCCGCCAGAUGGCGUUGAAAUUAACCGCCAACUCGAUGUACGGUUGCUUGGGCUUCGGACAUUCCAGAUUCUACGCGAGAAAUCUAGCCGCCUUGAUCACCCAAAAGGGCCGAGAGAUCCUCGUCAAUACCAAAGAUUUGAUCGAAAAGAUGUGCCUGGACGUCGUCUACGGCGAUACUGAUAGUCUUAUGAUCAACACUAACGUUUUAGAUUACGAUCAAGUAUUUAAAGUAGGAGUUAAAAUCAAACAAGAAGUGAACAAAUUGUACAAGCAAGUCGAGCUCGACAUCGACGGCGUCUUCAAGUACCUGUUGCUGUUGAAAAAGAAGAAAUACGCCGCGGUUACGCUCACCAAAAGUUUAUCCGGCGAAUUGGUAGCCACCAAAGAGUACAAGGGAUUGGACAUAGUGCGCAGGGACUGGUCGCAAUUGUCCUCGGAAACCGGCAAAUUGGUCCUCGAACACCUCCUCAGCGACCAGUCUUCAGACGAAAAAAUCAAAAACAUCUACGAUCACUUGGCUACCAUCAAAUCGGAUCUGAUCGAAGGGAAGAUACCGAUACCUUUGUUGGUGAUCACGAAGCAGCUGAACAAGGCGCCUCACAUGUACACCGACAAGAACUCCAUGCCACACGUCCAGGUGGCGCUGCGCUACAACCAGAAGAGCCGCGAUCACUUCAGAAUGGGCGAUACAGUACCAUAUGUAAUCUGCACCGAUAACACCGGCAACGGCCCCAUGCAACGGGCCUAUCACUUGGACGAAUUGAAGGGCAAUCCGGACCUGAAAAUCGACUACGACUAUUACCUCGAGCAGCAGAUUCAUCCGGUGAUUGCGAGGAUUUGCGAACCUAUCGAGGGUUUGGAUGCUUACCAGUUGGCGGAAUGUUUGGGGGCGAAUUUGAAGCGAGUGAAGAGGCCUAAGCCUCAAGGGGGUAACGAGAACAUUCAAGGAGAGAACGUCGUUAAAGCCGAAGUGAAAUUCAAGAACGCUGAGAAAUUUACGUUUGUUUGUUACAUUUGUAAACACCAGAAUGUCGUCGGCGAGCCAUUGAUGAACAACAUCCCUUUCCUGGAGACUUGUCAAAACCCCGAAUGCCAAUCGAAGCCGAUCGAUUACCUACCGAGCGUUCAAAAUCAACUCUACCGGUCGAUCCGUUCGCACAUAACUAAAUACUACAAGAAAGUGUUGACGUGCGAAGACCCGAGUUGCCCGAACGCUCCCAGACGACUGCCGUUGAAGUUCCUGAAGAAACGUCCCGUGUGCAACAUGUGCUGCAACGCUGUAAUGUACAAGGUCUACACUGAAUUCCACUUGUACAACCAGCUGGCCUACUAUCGGUACAUGUUCGAUUUAAGCAAACUCAAACAUAAGCCUCUGAUGGAUGGUGAGACCGAGUCGGGUUAUCGGACGCUUCAAGAUACUGUGGAUAAGUUCAUGAAUCAAUCGGAGUACUCGCUUAUUAAUCUGAGUGAGGUGUUCGGCCAGCUCGGUUGGUUCGGGGCGAGUGAAAAGGUUACUGUAGAACAGCCGAGUAAUGGUGUAGAUUUUAACGAAGAAGGCGUCGAGGACGCCUAUGAUGAAUGAAAGGGAAAUAUUUGUGUAAUUCACCUGUUGGAACUUUGUUUUAGUUGUUAAUAUCAAGUCGCUGUCGA
This is a messenger RNA of Phyllotreta striolata, 4613 nucleotides long. The record is from the annotation of a GenBank genome assembly. NCBI's taxonomy places the organism in Eukaryota, Metazoa, Arthropoda, Insecta, Coleoptera, Chrysomelidae.